This is a messenger RNA of Dendronephthya gigantea, 1859 nucleotides long. RefSeq names its product glutamate--cysteine ligase regulatory subunit-like. Gene Ontology annotation, molecular function: glutamate-cysteine ligase catalytic subunit binding; enzyme regulator activity. Gene Ontology annotation, cellular component: glutamate-cysteine ligase complex. The transcript is spliced from 10 exons. Gene Ontology annotation, biological process: glutathione biosynthetic process. Bases 77 to 1057 code for a protein of 326 amino acids. Lineage: Eukaryota; Metazoa; Cnidaria; Anthozoa; Malacalcyonacea; Nephtheidae. The record is from RefSeq and is a predicted model, not a curated record.
GUGCCUACCUUACAAAAAGCAAUUGCCAAAGCAGCGCGGGUAUAUUUGUGGUAUUUGCCAUUUCCAUGAUCACUGCAUGACGUCAUUCAAAGUACAACAAGGCGAACUUCCAACUUCAGUACUGAAUUUCAAUACUGUCAUUACUGUGAGCUUUAAUAGCUCCACGAAGAACGCCCAAAGAAAUAAAUUCUUAAACUCUGAAGCAAUGAAUGGCUGCCAGAAUGGGAAUUGCCAUGAAACCAAAAGCAGUGACGAUCACUGCGUAAGAGGAAAGAUCUUCCAGACCGCUCAACAGAUAUAUGUACACACAGGCAACCUGACAAAUUGGAGCCGAAGCAAUUCUAAAGUGGUGAAAAGCACGACAGAAGAGAUAUGUGAAAGACUGGUUUCAACUGUGAACUCUUGUACGACGGACAAUGAUAAGAAAUAUAAAGAGCGAGAAUGUGUUCGUUUCGCGAAUGCGUCAUUGGUGGAGAAAGUAAAAAGGGAAGAACGCGACACUUUAAGAGUUUCAGUAAAACUUUUCAUUAAUGAGGAAAAACCACAUAACAUUCAAGAGGCGAUAUUCCGCGAUUUGACUGAACUUGGUGUUGACUUUAUUGAUGUCGUGGUUCUUUCAAUCCCGCCAUUUCUAAAUGCGGAUACGCAGUUUUCAGUUAUCAAACCAAUGUGGAAGGAACUAGAGAAACUUGUAGAGCAGUCAUAUGUCGGAGAUAUUGCUGUAUGUGACUUCAGCAUGGUGGCAUUAAAACAAUUAUGCGAAUUUGCAAAGAUCAAGCCUUCAUACGACCAGGUCAAUUUAGCGUCUUGCUGUGUGAUGCCACAGGACUUGGUUGUGUAUGCCAAAGAGACUGGAAUCAAUCUUCUUACUCAUGCUGAUCCAAAAGAUAUUCUUCCAUCCGAAAAAUUGCUUCAAACCAUCAACAAAGCCUACGAAUAUCCAGAAGAGGUACGUGGUUGGCGAUAUUCGUGGGUGACCUGUUACUCAGUCAUCAUCAAAUGUCGCGCUGUGCUGCAGAACAAGGGGUACAUUGUGAAUCUUGUCCGGGAAGUGUAAUUAUGUAUUAAGUUAAAAAAGGGCCGUAUAUAUCCGUGGUUUUAGAUAAAAUACAUUUUUCAGUUAUUCUUCGUUUCAGCUGUCGUGCAGUUCUCGUCUGGAAGGAUUGCACGACAACAGCACGAUAGCAGAAACAUAGAAUUAAAAUUUUAUUACAAGUAAUCCACCUGAAAAAUAUUAUUGAUAAACGUAGACGUUUCAAGCUAGUAACUUUCAUUUCCGACACCUCGUUUUUUUGUCGUAUUUUUUAGGUUGACAAUAUAAUUUAAGUAUAUUUAUCUCAUACAAGUACAGUAUAGUGCAGUACAGUACAAUACAGUGAAAAAUAUUAUGUCACCCUUUUUAUUAGCAUGCAAUAAGCGCGGAAUAACCAGCGAUUACAUGUAAUUUUUCCUUUAAUUUGUUCUAUUUUGAGGUAAAUAUAAUAGAAGGGUGAAAUAAUAUACACUGAAGAGAACAUUGUGACUAACUUAACAAACAAGACUAUAUAGUAUUACAAAGUAGGGGGUUGUUUGCUAUUAAUAGCUAUUUAGGUUCAGUAUAAUGUCUUAAUUUAUGUUGUUCGAUAUAUAUCAUGUUUUACAAAUAAUGUAUAUUAAUCAUUAAUGUUGAAUUAAGAAAUUGUAGGUAAGUCUUGAGUCUCUUUAACAUGGCAUCUAGUAAAAAUUGUGCAGCGUAUUGAAAAUACCUGAAUGCGUAGUUACAUAACCGACCAUCUCCCAACCUCGUAGGCAGGGUAAAGACCCUGGGUACGAGGUUGACCAUCUCUCAAAUUUUUUUAUUGGCGUCAAAAACGAACGAU